UUGUAUAUGUUUACCUUUAUACUAGGUAUGAGUGGACAUCCAUUUGCGUAAUUUAUUAGUAUGAGAAAAAUGGUAAUCAUGGAAAGAUUUUUGUCUCUCGUCCCGUGGCUGGUAUCAGAUUUCGCAGUUCCUUAGGUUAUUGAUCUCUGUAACUCUGCCAGGUGUUUCGGCACUGACUCUGGUGUAGUGGUUAGCACGCUCGGCUCACAACUGAGAAGGCCCGGGUUUCGAACCCCGGGCGCGGCAAGGCAAAUGGGCAAACCUCUUAAUGUGUAGCCCCUGUCCACCUAGCAGCAAAUAGUAGUGGAGAAUGGCUGGCUAUGGAACGUCAGUAGGGGAGAGAUGUCGUUUCUGUGGCUUGGAUCUUCCUCCUGAUGCUGUCACAGUCAUGACGCACAUCAACACACACUGGCGACAGUUCAACCUGGAGACAUUCUCAUUAAGUCCCUGUGCCUUUGAACCUCAGUUAGACAUACGAGUGGGAAACACACCCAUCAACCCUGAGGAUCUGGAAGUCUCAACACACAUGGAACAAGGCUUCCAGUAUACUUACUCUCCACAAACUGAGCCUUCCAACUUGACAAUUAAUGGUGCAAGAUGUUCGCCACUAAAUCUGACUGGACGUCCAAAAUCUACUUCACCACUUUCCUCGCCUUUACCUGCACCACCACCCCCACCGCCCCCCACCAGUCACCAGACACCAGUAGGGGUGCAUUCAGGUCUGCUAACAAACAACUGUCACCAUCCAUAUUCCUUGGGGAUGUUGGGCACUCCUCAGGGACCUCCACAGAUGCAGCCAACACCCAUCCCUCAGAACAUUAAUAUGAUUUCACACAUUGAGCCUCAUGAGGAAGACUAUGAACUGAUGAAGAGAAAGCGACGACCUGAAAGAAAUUUAGAAACCAGGUGUCAUAUCUGCUGCAGGACAUUUUAUACAAAGGCUUCCUAUGAUGAACACAUGGACAGUCAUAUGAAAGAUAACGAAUAUAUUAUGAAUGCCCAGAUGGAUUCUGUUCAUGUGAUGCCAAAUGUCAUGUCCUGUGCAAUGCCAGAUAAACCCUACAAAUGUGCCAUGUGUGAUAGGGAAUUUGUAUAUAAAGAGGAACUCCUUGAACAUAAUGAAAGUCAUGAAGCAGCAAAACCGUACAAGUGUGACCUCUGUGGGGCAGGACUGUCACACAUCAGUGCCUUGCGCAGACACAGACUUGCACACACUGGUUACAAGCCCCACAGGUGUGAGAUUUGUGGUCGUAGUUUCUUCCAGAAGUGUGAUCUUCAGCGGCAUUAUUCAACUCACGGUAAAUCCAAGCAGUUUGAGUGUGGUGUGUGUAAAAAGAAAUAUUCAUCACUUCAUUUUCUUGAGAACCAUAAAUGUAAGGCUCCUGAGGAACCCAAACCCUUUAAAUGCAACAUCUGUGGUGAGGGUUGUGCUAACAAUAUGGCUUGGAGCUACCACAUGUGGAAACAUACAAAGAACCCUGUGUUUGUUCCUUUUCAGGAAAAAUUUAGUACACAUGCUGAACACUGCUAAUAUCUGUGCUUAGUAUUAAUGGAAACAAUUAUUCAAAUGCUUUCACCUACAGACAGGAUCAAGUGGAUGCCAAAUGAAAAGGAUUAUGUAGAUUAGAAAAAUUGUGUUGUGUGUUGUCUAGAUACUAAGAUGAAGGUACUUUGUAAUUUGAUUUUUCAUCCCUUGUAGAAUUCAUACAUCCUAUAAUUUAAGUAAAUUUUAAAUAACUUUUAGCCAUAAUCAGCAUUAUCAGUACAAUGUAGUGUAGGAUAAAGACAUCACUGAUCCCAUCAACAUUUUCCUACUCUUAUAAUCUAAGGUGUAUUUAUUUUCUGGUUUCUCAUUUUCUCUUACUUGACAUAUUUCUAGCUCAUCUGAUACCUUACUAUUAGAUAGGCUGCCUUCUGUUAUGUCUUUUGUUACAUAUUUAUUUUUUUCCCUAUCAAGCCUUGUUUAUUUGGCCUCUGUAUGAGAAGUGCUGUGAAUAUUUCAGGAGCUUCUGGUUGGAACACAGAAAGGACCUGGAACUAGAGGCACCACCACAUGGGGCUGAGCAGGUGUGCCAAGAUGCAGUACAUAUAUGCCUGAUGACAUGCACAACAUUGUUCACACUUUAUUGCAUGUUUUGUGUAUUAUGUGACUUGCAGUCUUUUCAAGAAGGGCUGACUGCUGCUUGGUUUCUGGGUUUUGGCUUUAUAGAAUUAGACUUAAUAUUUUAACUAUGCUAUAAUGUGUGUGAGUGAAGCUUAAAGUAAUGGAGAUGCUUGUGGCCAAACUAUCUAUGUAGAACUUGGUCUGCACAUUGGUGAUCUUGAAUGAAUGAUCUAUAUUAGCUAAUAUAUUUCCAAUGGACAGUAGAACAAGCUUGGCAGCUUCACCUGAUAUGCAGUGCAGUUCACAAUGGUGCUUUAAGUUUUGUGGCAGUUUGCUAAUUAAACUGGUGCUGCAGCUGGCUGUGGCCAUAUUUUGUCUUAUUUUUAUGAUCCUAAUGUUUAAUGGGAUUUUCUUAUUGUUUGGCAGCAUUCCAUAGUGGACUGGCUUAUACAGUAUUGGAGAAGUUUCUAAUAUUCAGUAUGGCAUACAUAACUUGUGUAAUGCUAAAUUAAAGGAACAGUAACAUGUAUACCAUCAUUAUCACCACCAUUUCAUUUAAUGUCCAUAUUUUCCUUUAUGGGAGCUAGGCAGCUUAUGAGUCUCACCCAGUGUUUGUGGUUGUAGACUAUCUGUUCUCUGGUGCUUAUCCUUCUUUUAUCUUCCUCCACAUAGUCUGUCUCCAGGUCUUCAGUUUUCUUACUAAUCUUCUUUCACCAACCUCCAUCUCCAGUACUCCACAGAGUAUAGCUCUCCUCCCUACUUCUGACAUAUCCGUAUUUCUGUUCCAUCUCAUUCUGCAGCACAUUCAUGUAUACUAUUGAGGCAAAGUAAUCCUCGGGAUAUAUUCAGUUAAUUUAUACUUGAAGAUCAUAAUGAAAUAAUUUACAGUAUUGAGUCAGUCAGCUCUCACCAACACUCCAGGUGUCAUGUUAGGUUUUUGUUUGUAUAUGUGCACAUAUUAAUCAAAACAAUGUUUUAGGUUAGAUUGUCACGUGUAUGAUAGAUGAAUACUCACCAUGAGCCCAAGGAAUCAUGGAAUAUUUUAAUCUCACAAUGCCUUUCCUUUACUAUUGAAGAGAAACCUAUAUGUGUGUGUGUUAUGAAAGAUAACAAUGGUAAUGAUCAGAGGAAUGAUUAUUUGAUUGCCAGAUAAGAGUUCCUCCUUGAAUUGCAUCAUCAUCAUCAUUGUCUUCUUAUUUUCCCUUUUUGGAUAGUGUGGCUCCAGAGUUUGCCACUUUUUGUGAGUACACAAUCUCUUCUCAGUGAAUUACACUUUAUCCUUACAUUGAAGAACACUUGCCUCUUUGUGUUUUAUCUGAGAAAUGAUGAGGUUAUUAAUUAAAAUGUUGGUGAAUGCAGAGGUGUAGCCAUGUUUAAUCUGAAAAAUCAAUGGCAACAUAUAAUGACUAAUAAUACAACCUGCUAUGUACUCCUUAUUGGAUAUUACAAUUCCAGGUAAGAUUUAAGCAACAGAAAAGCCUCUUCUCCGUUUCUUUCUUCUACUGUGAAGGAAAAGUACCCAAGAGAGGGAUUCUAAGCCCUCCAUCCUUCUCCUUGUUGGCCACCACCUUUUAACAUGCAGGCAAUGUGGAGAUGCAUUCAUUAAAUCCCCUUGUCUCAGGGAUACUAGGAGUAUAGUUUACAUACAAAUACGAGUAUAUGUGUUUUAUUCAAGUAUUUUGUGAGAGUGAGAAAUGUUUAAGAUUUCUUAAUUUCAUGAAAAUUAAUGUAGAAUGUAGUGAGCUAAUUACUAAUAGUGACAGGGCAUGGGACAGCAUCCUCAGAGUUUAUAUAUAUAUAUAUAUAUAUAUAUAUAUAUAUAUAUAUAUAUAUAUAUAUAUAUAUAUAUAUAUAUAUAUAUAUAUAUAUAUAUAUACAGUGUAUUUAUAACUGUAGCAUUCGAUUAUGUAAAAAAAAUAAAGACUGUUCAGUAUAUUCUUUGAAUUCAGUUGUUUAUGUUUGCUACUGUAUUAUUUUAAGGUUCAGGUAAGAUUGCCAUGGAUGUGUUAAUGUUGAAUUUAUUUUAGUGCAUGGAGUGGAGGCCCAGUGUAUAAAUUAUUUAUAAUGAAUGUACAGAUUAAAAUGACUAGUCAUGAAUUGUACCAAAGACGUUUAAUUAAUUUAAACAUGACCUAUGUAGUGUGUUUUAAGUUAAAUCUCUCAAGUUUAUAGAAAAGGAAAUAAAAAUUACUGAAGAAAC
Molecule: messenger RNA, 4304 nt
Organism: Scylla paramamosain (green mud crab)
Lineage: Eukaryota; Metazoa; Arthropoda; Malacostraca; Decapoda; Portunidae
Product: zinc finger protein 227-like
Exons: 2
Coding region: 311-1531 (406 amino acids)
Biological process (GO): regulation of DNA-templated transcription
Molecular function (GO): DNA-binding transcription factor activity, RNA polymerase II-specific; RNA polymerase II cis-regulatory region sequence-specific DNA binding
Source: RefSeq, a predicted model, not a curated record